GGAUAAUAUAAAUAUUUUUUGAUAGUUCAAAUUGGGAAAUUUGAUUGAAAAUAUAGUGCUAGUGUCUGGUGAUGCCCGUGACAAAUGUGCUUGAUGAAAAAAGUUUGUGUUGGAUAAUAUAUUUGAAAUGAGUUGAAUUUGCAAUCAGAGGAUUGAAUGUGAGAAAAAUUAUUGCCAUACAUUGGUAUGUGGGAACUGCAAUAACCAAUUUUAGUAGAGCUAUUACAAAAAUGAUAUACAAUGAGAGAAUUAUCUGGAAAAAUUAUUAAGUGUUUAUUAUGAUAUUUCAUAAAUGUUGCAAGCAGAAUUUGCAAAUUGAAAAACUUAAUUAUGAGUUAAUGUCAUAAGCCAGAGUGCCUCAGGAGGAUUAAAAUUCAAGAAAAUAAGAAGAAAUUAAAAAUGGAUAUAAUAUGCCCAAAUCAGGAAUUAUUUGAUUCACCUAUUUUUAAUGGAACAUGGACUCGAAAUUCAAGAUGUUUGGACGAUGCUAUCAGUUCGAUUAUAUUUUGUAUAAGCGUUUAUACAUAUGUUAUAACAGCUUUAUGCUUAUUGUGCCAUAGGAAAAGGUCAGACCAAGUGUCUACAUGUAUUCUUCUACCAAAACAUUUAAUAAGAAGUGUACUAUCAUUAAUUAUAUCCAUAACUUGGUGCCUUGCAUUAGGAGAAGCAAUAUUAUCCCAUAAAUAUAAAGCCAAAAACAGAAACAAAUGGUCCUUUACAUUAUCCAUUGGUAAACCCAUCUUGGGCCUUCUAGCAAUCAUAGGAUACAACAUUUGUAGUAGAUUAAUAGAGAUUAAUAGAGAUAAAACUAGAAAUAGAGGUAGAUACAAAUGGCUUUUGGCAAGCGCAAGUAUGUACUUAAUUCUAUGUUUAUGGAUGGUUACACAAACAAUGAAUAAUAAACUUUUAUUGAAUGGCCAAAAAUUCUUAUUGCCAAUGCUUGAUGCUGUUGUAACAAUAUUUUAUAUAUUUAUUUUUAUUUUAGAUUUAUAUACAGGCAUUUCCGAGUUUAUUAAAAGAAAUACCUAUUACAUAGAAGAAGAUGAACAUGGCGAAAAUCCAUUUGAACACGAACGCCAUAUUGCUUAUAAAUAUAAUAAGGCGACAUUUCUAUCCAGAGCAAGUUUUUGGUUCUUGACAUCAUUAUUAAGAGACGGCUAUAGAACUCCGUUGGAAUUUGAAAAUUUAGGAGUAUUACCUCCGGAAGAGAGUUCGUCGAAGAUUUUUGAGAAAAUUAUUCGGAUAUUGGACAAUGAUAAUUUUCAAAUUAAGGCAAACGCAACGCUUUGGAAGUGCUAUUUAAAAUUAAUUUGGAAAACAUUUUUAUUGAGUGGAGUUUUGAAGUUUUUUGGCGAUGUUGCGGCUUUGAUUGGACCACUUGGUUUAGCUGUUAUAAUAGAUCAUGUCGACGGUAAAAAUACUGUGUAUUAUUCUUCUGCAGAUGAAGAAUCAAUAACUAUAGGUGAAUUUUUUAGAAAUGGGUAUGUUAUGGCAUUUAUUGUGCUAUUCGCCGCAGUAGCCCAGGGUUUGCUUUCACAAGCUGCAACACAUUUAGCAAAUUUAUCUGCACUCAGGAUAAAAGUGGCGAUGCAAGCUUUGAUAUAUGAAAAAACAUUAAGAUUGUCAAAUAACCAGAACGAAACAGAAAAUCAAAAUGAAAAAUCUAGUGAUGAACUAGUUAUGAAUAAAACAUCUAAAUAUACAAGAAAAUUCCAAACCAUUAAUCAUUUGAAAACACCGAAGAUAUGGAAGACGUCUUCAAAUAAAAAGGAAUCUGACAAAAUUAGAAAUAUAACUCUGGAUGCAAAACAAGAAGAUGUAGGCCAAAAACAUAAAACUGUUUUGGGAUCAACUAUGAAUCUAAUUCAAGAAGACGCUGCAAAUGUUAUGAAUUUCAUUUGUAUAGGGCAUCACGUAUGGGCGAUUCCUUUGAAGAUAACUUUAUUAGUGUAUCUUUUAUAUUUACAACUUGGAGUUAGUGCAAUUUUUGGAGCAUUGAUCUGCGUUUUUACAGUAACCCCAUUGCAGUUUAUUAUUGGCAAAGCUAUGUCAAAAAAUUCAAAAUUAUCUUUCAGUAAAAGCGAUGAAAGGUUAAGAAAUGUUACUGAAGUUAUUCAAAAUUUGAAGACAAUAAAAAUAAAUGCUUGGGACGAUAUAUUUAAAAAUAAAUUAAAUAAUUCUCGUAAAGACGAACUAAAAUAUUUGAAUAAAGAUUCUCUAUAUUGGGCUCUCAUGACAUUUUUAACUCACCUAUGCACUGUCCUGAUAGCAACUGUAUCAUUUCUUCUAAGUUUUUACUUUACAUUUAAUACCAAGACCAAUGAAAUGGCAAAUACAAAUUACAAAUCAGGAAAUUCAACUUUUCUGGAGGAUCAAAGUGGAAGUUAUUUGGGACCUGCUGAAGUAUUUUCGUCUCUUGCAUUAUUCAAUCAGUUAGCUGUACCAUUAUUUAUGUUUCCAGCUAUUUUGCCAGUUGCUAUUUCUGCCUUAGUCAGUACAAAACGUAUUGCAAAAUAUUUAUCGAAAAUUGAAUGCAAAAAUUUAUUGCCCGAGGACGAGGAAAAUAAUAUUAACUCAAAAAGAUUAAUAAAAAAUAUCGACGUAUUAUCUGAAUAUAAUAAGAAGAUAUUUGAUGUGACAAGCACAUUCUCAAAUUUAAAGGAAGCAAACAACUUACAAAAUGCUUUCCUUAAUAUUUGUGAAGAACAAAAAGAUUUUAAACCAAAAGACAAAAAUAUUUCGGUUAAAAACCUACUAUUGGAAAAUCAAAAUGAGGAUCAUAAUGGAUCUGCACUGAAAUUAGAUUCGUGUCAAUUUUCUUGGAAUCUAAUGGGAAAUGAAAUAUCUUUGCAUGUUGCAUAUCUGGAAAUUCCUAAAGGAAAACUGACUCUAAUCGUUGGAAAUACAGGAUCAGGAAAAACUUCUUUUAUGUCCGCAAUUUUGAGCGAAAUGUUUCUAAUACAAGGAUCCAUGAAAUGGGCCAGUGAUACACGUAUCGCAUAUUGCGCCCAAAAACCAUUUCUCAUGAAUGCAUCUAUUCAGGAGAAUAUUACAAUGUUUGGACAACAUUUAUGUCGUGAUAAAAAUUGUAAAAGGUAUAAGAAGGUUUUGAAAUUAUGUGCAUUGGAUAAAGAAUUGACAGAAAUUCAACAGAGUAAUCUUCAAACUAUUGGAGAAAAUGGUAAUACAUUAAGUGGUGGACAAAAGCAAAGAAUUUGUUUAGCUCGAGCCAUAUAUUCAGGAGCAAAUGUUGUUGCACUAGACGACCCAUUUUCUGCUUUGGAUGAACAAGUCUCCCAACAAGUUUUUGAUUCGACGAUACAGAACUAUUUAUUAAGAAAAAAUAUAACUGUAGUAAUGGCAACUAAUAAAUUAAAAUUGCUACAAUAUGCUGAUCAGAUUAUAGCAUUAGAAGAUAAUAAGAUUCGUGCAGUAGGAUCCUUGAAGGAGUUAGAAGUGAUAGAUCCAAUUUUAACAAAAUCUUGGAAAAAUUCAUUAUCAAAUGAAAAGUCUGAAAAUACAAGAACUGCUAAAGAUCGAUGGCGUCUGUGCAGAAUGGUGACUUCAGCUAGUUUUCAUUUUAACAAGAAAACUAAUUUAAUAUCGAAUACGAGACCAGAGUUUACACCACCGAGAAGUACUCGCUCCAGUAUCGCAUAUGAUCCAUGUUUAAGUUUUGAUUUACCUUUACUUUGGAACGAAUUAACUGAAAGCAAUGAUGGUUUACUAACGAGAAAUUCAUCAAUACGCAGUUGUUAUUCUCACAAGCCUACAGCUCGAGCAAUAUCCUUGCAAAGUCAAAGACAUAGAAAUUCGAGGAUAUUUAGGAAUAAUUUUGGUAAUUUACCAAAUAUGGAAGAAAUAUCCGAAAAACCUAAUGGGCAUGAAGAUAUAAGAUCUAAAAGGCAUACAAUCGAUUCACCUCAUGCAAGUAACAUACUUCGUCAAAUUUUAUCGAAAACUCAAAAUGUGAAUAAAACUCUGAGCGAUAAUAAAAGUGGAGAACAGAGAAAUAUCUUUAGAAGGCUGGCAGAUCGAUUAUCUUUCAGACGAUCGAACAGGAGCAAAGAAAUUAAUCGGCACAAAAUAAUUUCUCGAUUAAUGUCUGAUGCAUCUGAUAUAACAGUCGAUUUAAACGACCUAGCUUCUUGUGAAACACAUCAGAUAUCAUCAUUAAGUGAAUAUAACUACAACCAGAGAACGGCAGAAAAUCAGGAGAGAAUUUAUGGAACAAUUCCUUUGAAUAUUUAUCUAUAUUAUAUAAAAUGCUGUGGUAUAAAAAUAUGCACUUUGUAUAUAUUCCUAGCGUUUCUGUGGCAAGGAUUAAGAUUAUUUGCUGAUAUGUCCUUAGGAAACUGGAGCAGAGAAAAUAUGGAAUCAUAUGAAGGAUUUGAUCAAAGUCACGAGAAAGCAUUCUCACUUCUAUCAACAUACUGUUACCAAUCAGCAAUAUGUGCCCUGGUGUCAUUGCUGUGUGCAUUUUCUGGACAAUGGGCCGGAUUGGUGGCCCGUAGUAAUAUUCACGAGUAUUUAACGACGGCCGUACUUAAAGAUAACAAUAUUUAUGGUGAAAUCGGAAGCACAAUUAAUAGAUUCUCCACCGACAUGAGUGUCAUAGAUAAGAAAUUAUGUUCGUCUAUACAACGUCUGGUACAAUUCCUGCUGCUUUGUUUAUGUGCCAUAUUAGUUAACUGUAUAGUGUCAUUAUGGUUUUUAGUUGUAACAAUAUUUAUUGGCACUGCUUAUUACGCCGUGCAGAAAUUCUAUAGAAGAUCUUCCAGAGAAUUGCAGAGACUGGAAAGUUUAUCCAGAUCGCCCAUUUUCACUUUAUUCAGUGAUACAUGCAGAGGAGCACAGACUAUAAGAAUAUAUUCGAAAUCUAAAGAAUUUUCAAGACUUAUGUUUCUCAAACUUGAUGACAAUACAAAUUCACAAUUACUUUUGGACACUAGUGCUAGAUGGCUGGGUGUUGCCCUGGAUUGCUUAGGAGGUUUCAUAGUUUUCGCAUCUGCCUUGACUGCCCUAUAUUUUACCGAAAGUGAAAAUUCUUCGAUAGCUGGCUUUGCUCUAAAUAGCACUUUGCUGGCGCCAAUGUAUUUGAAUUGGGUAGUAAGAUUUAUUUCCGAAGUGGAAAUUAGUGCAAAUGCUGUACACAGGAUUAAAAUUUACUGCGAUGAUGCAGAGGAAGAUAUUGAAUAUGAUCCGAAAAGUCAACUGAAGAAAAUUCAGGACGAUAUUCCGGAAGAAAAUUUUGAUAAGAAAAACUCAGCUUCAAAGAUAUAUUUAGAAGAAAAUGACAAAAUAUAUGAUGGGGAUGUUGUUCAAUUAAGAAAGAACUCAAAUGUAGAAGGUUCUUUGUAUCAAAUCAUAUUCAACAAAGUAACUCUGCAUCACCAUCUACAGUCUAAUGCAGUAAUAACAAAUCUGAAUCUGGUCAUAGCACCUGGGGAAAAGUUGGCAGUGUGUGGACGUACAGCUAGUGGAAAAUCUAGUCUAUUUUUAUCAUUAUUUGGGCUGAUGAAAAUAACCCAAGGAGCUAUUAUGUUAGGCAAUGUAAACCUAACAAAUUUAGAUAAACAAAAGUUUACUGAAAUUCGAGAUAAAUUGUGCUGUGUAUCACAGGAAGGUGCCUUGUUUUCUGGCAGUUUUCGGCAUAAUUUAGAUCCAAAAGGUGAAUAUACAGAUGAACAAAUAUGGGGUUGUUUAGAAUUAGUAAAAAUGAAAAACUUUAUAGAAGAAUUUCCUGGCGGUUUAGAUAAUGAAAUAUCAACAGAAGGUGGAUCUUUAAGUCAUGGCCAGAGGCAAUUAAUAUGUCUAGCCAGAGUAGCCUUAAAAGCAAAAUGGAAAUCUACAUAUCCUAUUAUAUUAGAUGAAUGUACAAGUGCAGUGGAUCCCCAAACUGAAAAAAUUGUUUUAAAAGAUUUCUGGAAAACUUUCCACGAUAGAACAAUCAUUUGCAUAGCUCAUCGUCUGUCUGUUAUAAUGGAUUUCGAUAGAGUUAUCGUUCUGGAAAACGGCAAAAUUAUUGAAAAUGAUCGUCCAGAAGUGCUUCGUCAUUCACAGAAUGGAAAAUUUGCAGCAAUGUUGAAAACUUCGGAAAUGUAAUAAAUGUACAA
Molecule: messenger RNA, 6116 nt
Organism: Ctenocephalides felis (cat flea)
Lineage: Eukaryota; Metazoa; Arthropoda; Insecta; Siphonaptera; Pulicidae
Product: ATP-binding cassette sub-family C member Sur-like
Exons: 36
Coding region: 400-6105 (1901 amino acids)
Biological process (GO): transmembrane transport
Cellular component (GO): membrane
Molecular function (GO): ABC-type transporter activity; ATP hydrolysis activity; ATP binding
Source: RefSeq, a predicted model, not a curated record